AACCAAACCAAACCAAUAGUGUUCGGGUUUUUCUUUUUAAAACCAAACCAAGUCAAACCAAACCACUAGUCGGAUUUUUUUCUCGGUUUGGUUCGGAUUAUCGAUUUGGUGCGAUUUGUCGGUUUGCUUUGUACACCCCUAGUCAAGGGUAUCACAUGUUACAAACGCCUCUGACUAUUGACCAUGAAUAUAUGGUAUCAGUUAGUUUGAUGAGACUUAUGUGCGUGUGAUACACAAAUUAAAGGAGUGUGAAAGAGCAGGUUGUACCACCUAACGAUAAAAAAAACCUAAUUAGGCUUUCUUUAUUGUUCUUGUUAAAGAGGGCUUCAAUUCACCAUUGUUCAACUUAGAAACUCUCAUUCGUCAUUUUUAAGUUCCAAGUUUCAAUUUUUUUCUUCUGCAUUUGGAAAGGGGGUGAUGAACAUUUCCCUCAUUUUGUUUUUUUAGUGGAAAUCACUUUCUUUCACAACUACAACUACUUUUGACUUUAUAUUUCUUCUCUAGCAAUAUGUUAUGUCCAGGGGCGGAUUUAUGGGUAGCCUAGGGUGUUCACCCGAACACCCUCGGCGAAAUAUUUCACUGUAGAUAUAAGGUAAAUUUUCUGAAUUUAUGCAGAUAUAUAUAUUUUGAACACCCUCACAACAAAGAAAAGGAUAGCUCAGUGGUUUCAGGGUGUUCAAAAAUACCUCUGAGUCCCGGGUUCAAACCUGAGGGACAGCAUAUUUUUAAAGUUUAUAGGCUCUUAUUAUUUUUGCCAUUUAACUUCUGCAAAAGAAACUGCACCGUUUUGGUGCUCUUAUUUUUUUUUCUUUUUCUUAAACGUGGUGGAAUAGGGAUUUUUAAUCCCAAAACUCCAAAAGUCAAAAUCAGUUCCCAAAAUAAAAUCUUGUUUUCACGGUUCCACCAAAACUUGGGGAUAACAACUCACAAUCUACAAAUCACCGCCCCAGCCAUCAGAUCACCGCCGGCCAGCCGAAAUUUGUUUCCGACUACAGUAGCUUUCUUUGGUGACUGAACAACUGAUUCAAGAGUCAAUGAAGAAGUAUUUCACCAAGGUAUCAAAUUCAAGUUCAGGCUAUCAUAGUCAAUCAAAUCGGGAAGAAAAUGUGAAUCAUUUAGUAGCACCAUUGCAAUUUUCUCAAGAGUUCGAUUUAAGUUCUUUAGAGGCUGAUCCAGGUGAAAGAACUCAGAUCUUGGACUUUCAUCCAAAUCAUCGUGAUGCUAUUAGAAGAGAUUAUCUUCAAAAACGUCCUUGUCAACCUCAAUUGAAAGUUUUUCCUCAAACGUUGAUUUCUGGAGAUAUGCGUCGUUUCAAUCGUGAUUGGUAUGUUGAAUUUCCUGAUUGGUUAGAAUAUAGUCUAAGUAAAGAUGCGGCCUAUUGUUUGUAUUGUUAUUUAUUUAAGGCCAAUAGCAAUCGUCAAGGUGGAGGUAAUGUAUGGUCUGGUUUGGGGUUUAGGAAUUGGAACAAAAAGGAUAGUUUGGCAAAACAUAUUGGUGGGCCGAAUAGCAUCCAUAGUCAAUCAAAAAGAAAAUGUGAAGAUCUAAUGCGGCAACAACAAUCUAUUCAUGCUGCAUUUGAUAAGCAACUUAAUCAAGAUAAGCAUGGAUAUAAGAUUCGCUUAGCAGCUUCAAUUCGUGUAGUGAGACUUCUUGUGAAACAAGGAUUGGCAUUUCGGGGUCAUGAUGAAUCUAAAGCAUCGCUUAACAGAGGUAAUUUUUUUGAAAUUCUUUCAUUUUAUGCUCAAGAGUGUGAUAAAAUUCGUAGCUUUGUAUUGGAAAAGGCUCCUCAAAAUGAUCAAAUGACUUGUCCAAUGAUUCAAAAAGAAAUUGUGCUUGCUUGCAAGAUUGAAACAAUUAAGGGUAUCAUAAAGGAAUUAAAUGGUGACUAUUUUUCCUUAUUGGUUGAUGAAUCUUUUGAUGUAUCACGCAAGGAGCAAAUGGCGGUUGUUUUACGAUAUGUUGAUAGAAGGGGAUUUGUGAUGGAGCGACUUCUUGACAUUGUUCAUGUUAAAAAUACUAGUGCCUUAGCUUUAAAAGGUGCAAUUGUCAAUUUACUUUCUCAACAUUCCUUGAGUCUAUCUUGUGUGCGUGGACAAUGCUAUGAUGGAGCAAGUAAUAUGCAAGGUGAUAUCAAUGGCCUUAAAAUGUUGAUUAAGAAAGAAAGUAGAUCGGCUCAUCCCAUUCAUUGUUUUGCUCAUCAACUUCAAUUAACUCUUGUUGGUGUUUCAAAAAAAUGUCUUCAAGUGGGAGAACUUGUACAUUUGGUUUCAGAUAUUUUGAAUGUGUUGGUGGCUUCUUAUAAACGUAUGGAUGAAUAUCGAGAAUCUCAAAGGAAAAGAAUUCAAGAGGCUUUAGAAAAGGGCGAGCUUAAAACUGGUAGGGGCUUGCAUCAAGAACUUGGUAUUUCUAGAGCUUGUGAUACUCGUUGGGGAUCUCACUUCAAAUCUUUUAAUUGUUUUAUUCUUCAAUUUGGUACAAUAAUGGAUGUACUUGAUACUAUUGUUGAAACUGCACAUAGUUUGUGUCACGACCCAACCCCGUAGGCCGUGACUGGUGCCCGAUCUGGGCACCCCAAACCCAUCUAUCAAAUGUAUUCAAAUGUAUAGCAGAAGCCGACAAGGCUAUAUUCCAAAUUUAGAUA
Messenger RNA from Lycium barbarum (goji berry), 2641 nucleotides. RefSeq lists its product as uncharacterized. The record is from RefSeq and is a predicted model, not a curated record. The transcript is spliced from 2 exons. Bases 1035 to 2543 code for a protein of 502 amino acids. NCBI's taxonomy places the organism in Eukaryota, Viridiplantae, Streptophyta, Magnoliopsida, Solanales, Solanaceae.